Molecule: messenger RNA, 753 nt
Organism: [Torrubiella] hemipterigena
Lineage: Eukaryota; Fungi; Ascomycota; Sordariomycetes; Hypocreales; Clavicipitaceae
Source: the annotation of a GenBank genome assembly
AUGGACUACUCUGGCCAUGUUAAAGAGUCGGUCAUCGACAUGCUCAUGUUCAAUGCGCUCAAGAUGGACGCCACCAUUGGCGACAAGCACGCGGCACUUGGGUUUUGGAACUGGGUUCUCAAAACCUACUUCUUCCGCCACCACUCCUACAACAUCAUGAUCAAUGCCCCAAACCUUCCUAGCGGUCAGAAUACCCCUCGCAUGGAUUUUGCCAUUCAGAUGUUGCCCGACGUACUGUCAGAGCGCAACACGGACUACUUGGUGAUGGGUAUGGGGUGCUCAGCCUUUGCCUCAGCAAAAGACGUCGCAGCCAUGGAAGAAAAGAUUCAGAACCAGGCUGCUGUAUAUAUUGACGCAAUGCGAGAGCCAUCCAUGUGGUUAAUGACCUUCAUGGGGUCUAAAGUUCGCUUGUGGGGGUACCAAAAGUACAAGCUGGUUCCUUUGUUCCCCAACGACCAUGAAUCGUUCAAAGUUGAUGGGUAUUUCGAUGCCGAAUCAAACAGGUCAGCGCUGCAAAGUGCGUUUAAUUUUAUUAAGCGCGUUGAACCAAGAAUUUACAUUCGAGAAUAUGAAGCGCUUGGCAAACUGCCUUUUCAAGAAAAGCUGAACAAGAUCUACACCAAGCUUGCCAAGUCACCAGAGAGAUCAACUGAGAAUAACCGCAUGAAAUUGAUAAAUUCGGCCGUUGCUUAUGCGACCCAGGUAGAAGGCACCCAAGGAGAAGGCAGCACGUCCAAGAUUGCAUACAAAUAA